Messenger RNA from Trichoderma atroviride IMI 206040, 1692 nucleotides. NCBI's taxonomy places the organism in Eukaryota, Fungi, Ascomycota, Sordariomycetes, Hypocreales, Hypocreaceae. The record is from RefSeq and is a predicted model, not a curated record.
AUGACUCCGAAACAGUUGAUACCAUUCUUUGAUUCGCUGUCAUAUCACGUCCAUCAACAAGCAAUAUCUGUCAGUCUAGACAUAAAAAGCAAACUUCGACUGCAUCAAAAAGAAGCGAUCGACUUUAUUUUCCGAAGAGAAACAGGCCAAGUUCUUCCCGAGCGAAGUCUAUGGAAGUACAACGAUACAGACGCAGAGGAACCUUUUUACCAGCAUGUCUUCACUGGAGCAAAGCGGCCGGAACGAAUUGAGGCCAAGGGCGGCAUCAUUGCAGAUGAAAUGGGACUUGGAAAGUCGCUUAUCAUUCUAUCUACGGUAGCUAGCUCUCAUGAUCGUGCGUCGAGUUUUGUUGCUGCUGAAAGCCAGCCGGUUACACCUCAACCGCCAAGGAAACCACCGUCAAAAGCGACGCUCAUUAUUACACCAUCAUCACUUCUGAUCGAUACUUGGGUGGACGAAAUUCACAAGCAUGCUUACCCCGGAAAACUUCCGUUUCACAAGCAUCUUGGCUCGUCAAGGCACGCAGAAGCAAAUCUGCUUCGAGAACGAUUGGUGGUAUUUACCACAUACGCUACAGUAGCGGCCGAAUUUCGUCGCGGUGACACAACGCUGCAGAAGAUCAACUGGUUCAGAAUAGUUCUGGAUGAAGCUCAUGAUAUCCGAAAUUGUUCCACGAAGCAGUAUAAAGCAGUGACCAGUCUUUCGGCACAGCAUCGCUGGUGUCUUACCGGCACUCCUAUUCAGAAUAGCCUAGAGGGUCUUGCGGCACUUGUCUCUUUUCUAAAAGUGCCAAUACUGGAAAAGACGCAAACAUUUCGAAAAUUUAUUACGAACCCCAUAAACGCGACCUCGGACCGUCGUUUUCAGAACCUCCAGACAUUACUCCAGAGUGGCAGAAGAGAGAUCGACAUGGCAGUCAGUGGGCACAGAAAGAACAAAGCCCAUUCUGCAAUGCUCGAGUCGCUCCUCAAGCUACGAUUAUUUUGCAACAACGGCCCUGCAAGCGCUGUGCUACUCCCGGGGCCGAAUGGUCUUCCACAAGACUCAGACGAAGCACUAACGUUUCUCCAGCAAUGCGAUGAGAACAUUUGCUGCUACUGCUCUGGAAUCAUAUACUCUAUUAGUAGUGCGGCUGAUGCUGAUGGAGAGCUAUUGUCCGAUGUCCGCCAGAGCCUGAAUCACAAGAGCAUAAUAUUCUCGUGCUGGAAGAAGACGCUUGGCCUUGUCAGUCAACUUUUGGAUAGCCAUGCCGUACAACACGCCAUGAGAGAUGGCUCACUUGCCUUGGCUGAACGCAGCAAAGUGCUGAAGGACUUUCAAUCUCCCACAGGCACCAAUAUUCUGUUAAUGACACUAGGCACUGGUGCAGUUGGUUUGAACCUUGCGGUUGCAUCACGUAUCUACCUUCUAGAGCCACAAUGGAACCCAUCUAUCGAGUCCCAAGCAAUUGGAAGGGCGUUUCGACUUGGCCAGAAGGAUCAAGUCGUCAUUAUCCGAUACGUCAUGAUGCAUACUGUCGAGGAAGUCCGUGGUGCUGACGAUUCGCAGAGCAAUGUUUUAUCUCGCCAGAGAAGAAAGCUUGAGCUAGCGGGCGGUGGCUUUAGCAAGGAGAAGGACAUGAUGUCUGAAAGGUUUCAAGCACUGCUAGACAUCUUCGGCGUUGAUCAAACCUCAGAGUCGAGACAUCACUGA